Diuraphis noxia (Russian wheat aphid) is the source of this 4237-nucleotide messenger RNA. RefSeq lists its product as uncharacterized. Lineage: Eukaryota; Metazoa; Arthropoda; Insecta; Hemiptera; Aphididae. The record is from RefSeq and is a predicted model, not a curated record.
ACAUUCGGUAGUACACGACCGUAACCCGGAGUAACCGGCCGCAUCAAGCAGCACCGAAGACGUCGACAAACGACCAUCACGACAUACAACACUGCGCGAUGCCCGGCGACGUCGCCAUUCGAUUUUUCACCGCCCAAUAAUAAGACGCGCGGCAUAUUAGUCGUUGUACUUUCUCAGUUACUGGCCACUGGCGGUCUCCAUACAGCCGAGUCGACUUUGUUCCGAUCUUGUCGCAGCUCGGCGUCGGUUCUUCUCUAGGCUGCACCGACCGAGGCAGAGGUCGAGCACUCGUGAUCCCCUGUCCGCGACCCACGAUGGCCCUCGCAGCCGCACGACUGUGCCACCGUCGGCCGUCGAUGACGAACAGGACGACGCGGACGAUAGUGACAGSCCGGACGGUGGUGGUCAUCAUCGCGCUGGCCACGGCCGUUGUUUGCGCGGCCGUCACCGGCGCGUCGGCCAUAACGACGAAACCGUCCGCGACGUCCGUCAUCAGGACCACAUUGCAGAUAUCGCCGCCGGCCGAUAACAAAACCACCGUAAACCCGGAAAACCGACAACAAGUUCGCCAGCCGUCGUUUGCAGCACGCUAUUGGCAGCAACGUGACAUCGUCAGAGGACCAUCAUCUGUGAACGUCGAUGACGACGACUACUCUGUACAACAGCCGCCACACAAGCUUUCGGCUGUCCAACAGACGCACAUACUCGACGACAUCCGUCGGCACAACCAGGAACAGCAGUGGUGGACGGCACCGGAAACAGCGUCAACGGUACCGUCAUCGACAUCGAACGUCCCGAUUGAGAACAGUGGCAACCAGCACCAAGAUUCGGCGGCUGCGGUGGACCAACUACAGCAACUAUUGCAGAUCAACGGCGUGGCUGCAGACGAUGAUGAUGCGGUCGCAGACAACCCGGAAGACGACCGUCACGGCAAACAGAGGUCCAUCGGYGGUGCAGGUGGUGCAGGUGUUGGUUGGCAACCACAACCGUACAACAACAAUCACAACAUACAUCAGCAACCAUCUUUAUCGCCUCCGGUGACGACAGUUUCAUACGGGAACCAGCACAGCMACAAUCAGAAUCAACAAAAACAGCAGCAAUACUAUCCUACGACGUUGGUGGGACCUACCGUAGAACAACAAAACUACCACCACCAACAUAACGUCCAUCGUCCGCAGCAGCAGCAACAGCAGCAGCAGAUCUUCGUGACUACGCCUCAGUCGUCCGUGGUUUCCACAACCUCCAACAAUAAUCUGCAGCGGCACAUUCAUCAGCAGUACAUACCACUGCAGGGCACGCAACCUGUACAGCAACCACAACUGCAGUAUUAUCCCCAACCACAGCCACCGGCGCUACAGGUUCCAGUGGCCGUUAAUAUCGGAGACAGUGACAACGAUGACCACAGAGGUGGUGGCGGGUUGGACGCGGACAUCGAACAGCAGAUCCGCCAGCAAUUGACGGCUGUCGUGGGUGCCGGCGGUGGAAAUUACACGAUACUCACUUCGGCCGGCGGCGAUGGCGAUGCUAAUCAUCGGUUUACACAGCAGGUCAUAGGAUCAGAGUCCAACGACAACGUUCAGUACAUGAAGAUCGGUGUCGGUGGUUCCGGCACCGGAUCAUCACCGUCGCGGAAUCGGUUACAGCAACAGCAACCGACGGAUGCGAGUACGGUUUUUGCGGGCGCAGCAUCGCCCAGUGUCGGUAGUACCGCCAACACGGCCGACGGUAGCCGGAACACGAUCUUCAAAACGGUUGUUAUCCGGCAGAAGCCACAGCCCACGACUGCCACUCCUGUCGUCGCACCGCCAGCAGCCGCUGUUGUGAAUGCACCUCCCUCGCAGCCCUGGACGGUCAGUGAACAGCAGCAACUAGAGCAGCUUGCCCGGCAAGUGCUGCCCCCGGGCGUCGCCCAGUAUGAAAUCAUUCGCGCGGGUGGCGUCGACGGUAGUGCCGCUGCCAAGAGUGGCGGUGACGCAGCGUCUGCGGCCACAGUCGACAACACUGCGGCGUUUGCGGCCAGUGGCACAGAUCAACAGACGGUUCCGGCUGGUGGCAAAAAAAAACCGGUGACGUUCGUCAUUCUGGAGGAACGACCGGACGGCACCGUGCGGGUACGCGGUAUCGAGAAAAAGCAACACGGAGGCGCUCCGUCCGGAGGCAGCGACGUGGCGGGUACGUCUUCGGUGGCCGAUGACGAACAGCUCCAGCAGCUGGUGGACAAGCUGAACCGGGGUGAACUCCGGUUGCCAUCGGGUGGCUCAACAACGACGCUGUCCAAGACUGGCGUAUCGGACAGCGCUGCGGUUGCCAGCACCUCGACUCCGCCGUUCCCGUCUACCGUACUGCCACAGUUAACGUCACCAGCUGGUGGUAUUGGCGUCAGCACAAACAAGCGCCGUGAACCACURCAACCGUCGUACUUUCCUACUAAGGCGCCGCAAACAACCACCACCGCACUACAUCAGCAUCAACACCAAAACUUUUUCCUCCCUACUGCCGUACCGACCGAGGCGGUAGCCGUCGCAACUACUACCGGACAACAACAGCAGAACAAGUACAACCAUCACCUCCACCAACAGCAACAGCAACAGAAACAACAACAGCAACAGUUCUAUACACAACCAACAAUUACAACGUCAGCGUCUUAUACGACACCUUUGGUAAACUCAACUUUGCCAUACUUCAACAACAACAACAACAAAGCCGUGAAAGAAGGCAUAUUUAGUGGUGCUCUUCGACGUCGUGGAUAUUACGCCAUGGCUAAAUACAUGCGACAAGCUGGUGUAGACGCUGUGCUCGAAGAAACUGGACCGUUUACUGUAUUCGUACCAACAGACAAGGCAUUCAGAGCACUAUUAGUGCAACUGGGCGGCCCCGAUCGUGCCGAGGACAAGUUCCGGGAAAACCCACGUUUGCUGAUCGGGCUUUUAUUGCAUCAUGUCGUGCCUGGAGCGUUCAGGGCGUCUGAUUUGAUGGCAGGAGACGAAAUGACUGGUGUUAGUUUAGCGGGCACACAACUUCGUGCAAAUUUAUACGCACGACAGCUUUACGACAAUCGAUGGAACGACAUAGAAGUACUCACCGUCAAUGGUGCYCGAGUGUUAGACGACGUCAACCCAACGGCGUCUGCAGCAAUUAACGAUGGCUCUACUUCCGACGAUGGUAGCGGCGGAUCCACCCAACAGCGCAGGGACAUGAUAUUGUCGUCAAGCGGAAACGCAGGAGGAAGCAAUCAACAACAGAUCAUGGCUAUAGGGCAUGCAGUUGACCGCGUAUUAUUUCCAUUGCCCGUCGGUGACAUACUCGCUACCAUGAGAGCUGACCGGCAGCGACGAUACAACGUCUUUUUACGAGCCGUGGACGAGUACUGUUCACCUAACGUGCGAUCGCUACUCACUGGUUCAAGAACUUUGACGGUGUUUGCACCCGUAGACGAAGCGUUUCGGGUACGCCGUGGUUCGGGAAAUUAUAGCACAAGUAGCAGCAGUAGUUCAAUAAUUGAUUGGAUGCUUCAUGAGGAUACMAGUAGCCGAUUCAAAAAACGAAAUCGUCGACGAAUAGCUGACCGUUUUGUGCUCAGCCACGUGGUGUUGGCAGGACCAGGGGAUCCUCCCAUGUACACAGCCGGAUUGCGAUUUUAUCAGGUCAGGGACACUGCGUACCGGCUUCCGGAAGGUGAUGAUUCUACAGCUGCGGCAGAGGAGGAAGACGAAGGUGUAGCGGAAGACUUCAACGGUGCCGGAGACGAUGGAAAUUUAACGGUUUCGCCGAAUGACGGUGAAAAAUCACGUUACUAUCAGUUGACCGUGUACAAGGAUUCGGGCAGGAUACGGCUGAACGGUGGUGUCGCCCAGGUGUUGGUCCGCAACGUUCCGGCUACCAACGGGGUACUACAUGGACUAGACACACCUCUAGUCUGACAACCACUUGAAGAAGUAUAUGGUGGACAUGAUAAUUGAUCWAUGACAACGUCUGCAAUGCUGUCACWGAACAGUUUUUAUUUAUUAAUUAUUAUUAUUUUAUAAUUUAUGAUAAUAUAUAUAAAGUUAUUUACGUUUUCCGUUUUGUAUACACAGUUGCAGUAGGCUUCCUACACACUAUUACUGUAAUUUUUUYCAAGUGUAUUUCGUAUUAAACACAUUUUAAUAAUAUUUGAUAUGAAUUUAAUAUACACGCACUCAUAACGUGACGAGUGUCAAUAAUAUUAUUAACUUCUGAGUACAAAAUUUUAUGUUUA